AUGAUCAAGGAGAGCAUUAGGUCACGCGAGUUCUGCACUACCAGUCAGUAUGUCCUCGACAUGUGUCUCUCUAUACUCGAGCUCAUGAUCGAACAACGCAACUACUCCCAUCUAACAACUUACGUUUUCAAAGCUGAUGCAGCUCUCGACUCUGCCGCAUCCGCCGCAGCCUCUUCAUCCAACAACGGCGGCGAUUUGGCGAUGGCCACCACCGCUGCCGGUGCAGCGAAGAAAAAGGGCACUCUUGGCAGUGGAUCGUCAGCAGAAAGGGACACCUAUCAAUCCAAGCUAGACUUAGCGAGCGCACUGUCGUAUCUGGGGCAAGCUAACUACGAGAAGGCUGCUCAGUGUUUCUUGAAGUUGGGCCCGGCGAAGGAUUUGGGGGAUUGGGUUGGCAAGCUUAUAGCCCCGGGCGAUAUCGCGAUCUUUGGCACCCUCUGCGCUCUCGCCAGCUUCUCUCGUUCGGCAAUCAAGAGCCGGGUCCUUGAGAACUCGAUCUUUGGGGCUUAUAUUGAGCAAGAGCCGUAUAUUCGGGAGUUGAUCGAAGCUUACAUGAACAGCGAUUUCAAGACUGUUCUGGAGCUCUUGUCGCGGUACUCCGCCGUGGUGCUGUACUUCCAGCCCUUCGCCACUAUCAAGCUCGAGCGGAUGAGCGCUGCGUUUGGGUGGACCGUCGAGGAGGUCGAGCAGCAAGUCGUUGCGUUGAUACAAAGUGGGGCUAUACAAGCCCGGGUCGAUAGCCAGAACAAGAUCUUGCAAGCUAAGAAGACAGAUUAUCGUGCGGAGCUUUUCGCGCGUACGAUUAAAGCCGGGAAGAGUAUGCAGGCGACGAAUAGGAAGCUGCUUUUGCGUAUGCGGUUGCAACAGGCGGAGUUGAUGAUUAAGCCUCCCAAAGGAAGCGCUCAUCACAGUGCUUUGACUGAUUUCUUGCAGAGCGUAUUGUUUUCGCUGUGCAUCCAAAUUGUACUACAUACAUACUCUCUUGAACGCGCGCGUUCGAGCUUCAAACAUCUUUGCGUGCAGAACGGGAUCACUCAGCACAGUGCUUUGAUUGACUUCGUCCAGGGCAGUCAGGAUUUGUUGUGCAUUCAAAAUUGUACUAUAUACACCCACUUCAACACGCGUUAG
This is a messenger RNA of Laccaria bicolor S238N-H82, 1128 nucleotides long. RefSeq lists its product as uncharacterized. The record is from RefSeq and is a predicted model, not a curated record. The transcript has 7 exons. Gene Ontology annotation, cellular component: COP9 signalosome. Bases 1 to 1128 code for a protein of 375 amino acids. NCBI's taxonomy places the organism in Eukaryota, Fungi, Basidiomycota, Agaricomycetes, Agaricales, Hydnangiaceae.